CAACCCUUCCAACCUCCUCCAACAUACACAAUUCCUCAUCUCCACGCCAGAACCACUCCAUCGACAAUCCACAAUCCUCCCCACUAAUACCUCCGGCCAAAUCCAGCACAGCAGCACGACCUCCCAUCCCCCCGCAACUCAAUUCCUUACCCCUCCUCACCAACCCCAACCACCACUCACUCCGAAGAAUACAAGUCCAGGACCAAAAGAACCCAAAUAAACAAGAAUGCUCAUCAUCGGCCUAACAGGCUCAAUCGCCACCGGCAAAUCCACCGUCUCCAACUUCCUCUCCUCACCUCCCUACUCCAUCCCCAUAGUGGACACCGACCUACUCGCCCGCCAAGUCGUCGAACCAGGAACCCCCGGCUACAAAGCAAUCGUCAACUACUUCGGCCCCAGUACCCCCGACCUCCUCCUUCCACCAUCCCCAGAUGAUCCGACGGGAUCCAAACGGCCCCUGAACCGGCCUGCGCUCGGCCGUCGCGUCUUCGGUACCACAGAGGAGCGCAAGCGCGAUCGCAUGAUCCUUAAUAAGAUCGUCCAUCCGGCUGUUCGAUGGGAAGUCUACAAAUCCCUCGUUUAUUACUAUAUCCGGGGCCAUUGGGCUGUGGUCCUUGAUGUUCCGCUUCUGUUUGAGAGUGGGAUGGAUUUCAUCUGCGGGACGGUGAUUGUUGUCGGGGUGAGGGAUCCGGAGGUGCAGAUGGCGAGGCUGCGUGCGCGGGACCCGCAUUUGAGUGCGGAGGAUGCGGAGAAUCGUGUGAAGAGUCAGGGUGAUGUAAGGGGGAAGGUGGAGAAGGCUGAGUUCCGGGGUACCGAAUCUGCGCGGGGUGUCAUUGUCUGGAAUGAUGGGGAUAAGAGUGAUUUGGAGAGGGAGGUGAGGAAGGCUGUUAGUACUAUCUCGGGGACCAGUCCGAGAUGGUGGGCUUGGUGUUUGCUUUUGGCGCCGCCGUUGGGAGUUGGUGCUGCGGUUUGGAAUAUGGCGGUUAAUUUUGUGACGCAGAAGAGUUGGGAGAAGAGGGCUAAGGAGGAGAAGGCUAAAUUGUAGAUCUAUUCUGUUACUUUUAUAUUUUUGAGGCUUGUGCUUGGGUACUGUUUCUUGGGUGAUUGGCGCUGGGUUGGGGAGUUCAUGUCGUGUAUACGUUUAGCUGAUGGAGUACUGCAAAGACUAUACCAAUCUUAUGUUAUACCCUUUUACUUGGAACAUACUCUGGACUCGGUAUAUUUGGGUGUCUAUGUCCAGGAAAGAAAGCUUCAAUGCCCUAUAUUGCCAUUUUAUAUGCAGAGAAAUAAGACACGUUCAACGAAGAAACAUUCAAGAGCUGAAGAGAAGUCUUGUUCCAAUCAUACAUACUACAACGCAUACUCCCCAGACAUAUGGACAUAAAAGCGUAUCCGCAUACUCCUCUUCCAGACAUCCCCAAGUUCCAUAGAACCACAAUUCUAUACUGCUCCAUGUGAGACUUUACACAAGUCCUCAUUUCCAAUUUACUUUAGUCAUAAGA
This is a messenger RNA of Aspergillus pseudotamarii, 1502 nucleotides long. RefSeq names its product putative dephospho-CoA kinase. Bases 227 to 1045 code for a protein of 272 amino acids. NCBI's taxonomy places the organism in Eukaryota, Fungi, Ascomycota, Eurotiomycetes, Eurotiales, Aspergillaceae. Gene Ontology annotation, molecular function: dephospho-CoA kinase activity; ATP binding. The transcript has a single exon. The record is from RefSeq and is a predicted model, not a curated record. Gene Ontology annotation, biological process: coenzyme A biosynthetic process.